Messenger RNA from Penaeus monodon (black tiger shrimp), 1584 nucleotides. Its product is annotated as cytochrome P450 2L1-like. Gene Ontology annotation, cellular component: cytoplasm; intracellular membrane-bounded organelle. Gene Ontology annotation, molecular function: oxidoreductase activity, acting on paired donors, with incorporation or reduction of molecular oxygen, reduced flavin or flavoprotein as one donor, and incorporation of one atom of oxygen; iron ion binding; heme binding. Lineage: Eukaryota; Metazoa; Arthropoda; Malacostraca; Decapoda; Penaeidae. Gene Ontology annotation, biological process: xenobiotic metabolic process. The record is from RefSeq and is a predicted model, not a curated record.
UCAUCCUUACUUGCAAAAGCCCUAUCAAGGGAGGGUCCUGUUGACGAUGGAAGGUCUCAAAGCCGCCGAGGUUCAGUUAUCAGCUAUUGCCCGUUCGUUUUGGUACCCUUGCUGAGUCGCCAUUAGCAGCUGGAUCCGACACUGAUAAGACAUUCCAGACGACUAAACAGAGGCCAUGCUGACGGAGGCGCUGCUGGGGAUCCUGCUGGUGGUGCUGCUGUUCGCCUUCCUCAACAGGAAGCCGCCGAACCUCCCGCCAGGUGAGUGGGGAUGGCCUGUGAUUGGCUGCCUUCCCUCUGACGACGUGUCCCUCGGUGACCAGGUCAUGGAGCUCAGGAAGAAACACGGGGAUAUCGUCUCAUGGCGCAUGGCUAGUCGAACCUUCAUUUUCUUCUGCGAUCCGAAGAUCAUCCGAGCCGCUUUCUCCAAGCUGGAAUUCUCCGACAGACCCGACUUCUACAGCUUCGAUGUUUUCUCCAAUUUCAUUAAAGCUGGUCUGACCAACAUCAACGGAAAACUGUGGGUCAACAACAGGACAUUUGCCCUUCGCCACCUGAAGCACCUGGGCAUGGGGAAGUCCUCCUUAGAAGAGGCAGUUCAUUACGAAGCAGCGUGCAUGGUGAAGGACUUCAAGAAACACACGAAUAAAGUGGGACGCCUGCCUUGGUCCCUGAACGUGGCGAUCCUCAACGUCAUAUGGAAAAUGAGCGCAAACCAGCGCUUUGACGUGGACGACCCUGAGAUCCAGAGAUUCAGCAAGAUCAUCAGGUCCCUCUUUGACGACUUCCAGGGCCCCGUGGUGUGGUUCGACCUCAUGCCCUGGCUUAUCCCCAUCACCCCGACCUUCGUCAAGAGGUGGAUGGGCAUUGAGCAGCUUAAGGACAAGAUACAGGAGGUUUUCGAGUAUAUGGAAAAUUCCAUCAAAGAGCACCAGGCUAAGUUGGACCCACAAAACCCCAAAGAUUAUAUCGACGCUUACUUGCUGGAGAUGGAAGAGCAGAAGAAUGACCCCGAGUCCACAAUGAACCUUUUCGACCUGAAGAUCUGCAUGGCCGACCUGUUCACGGCUGGCAGCGAGACGACCUCCGCGACCAUCCGCUGGGCGCUCUUCCUGCUGGCGAAGCACCCCGAGAUCCAGACGAAGGUGCAGAAGGAAAUCGACUCUGUGUUUCCCAGGGACGUCCUCCCUUCCAUUCAGCAGAGAAAUAGCUUGCCUUACCUGGAGGCCAUAUCCCUUGAAGUCCAUCGCUAUGCCUCGAUCGUUCGUUUGGGUUUUCUCCACUACUGUAACAAGGACACGGAAUUCAUGGGAUACACGAUUCCAAAGGGCGCUGUGCUCUCCCAGCACCAUGAAUGCUGUCACACGGACCCCGCCUACUGGGAGAGACCGAACGGACGCCGCCAGUGCCCCGGGGAACCACUCGUCAGGAUGGAGCUCUUCGUCUUCCUCUCCGCCCUCCUGCAGAACUUCGUCUUUUCGGUUCCCAAGGGCAAGGAGCUCCUGCUGGAGAAGAACGCGCAUGAUUCCUUCCUCAACAUGCCGAAGGAUUUGGAAAUUGUUAUUACAGAGAGGCCUUAAGGGAA